GAACAAACCAAAACCCGCUUGCCAAUUGAAACACUUCAACAAAUCUCUCAGAUUCAAUUACAAUUUAGCAGCUGGAUCAUGCGUGUUUAGUGCCCUGAUUUGCGGGGAUUACUGAUUUCAUUCUGAUUCGAGAUACCCAUAUUUAAUAUGUUGGGAGAUGAGGCUUAGAUUCAAGAAAUGGGGUGUGUUCUGGGAAAGGAGACAACUUCAGGUGUGGUUUCAGAGACUAGGGAGGAGAAGAAGGGUAGGGUCGAAUCCAGUCGGAGGAUAGAGGAUGUUACUGUGUCCAAGGCAGAUACUACCGUGGAGGUUCACAAAGAGGAUGUGCAGGAGGAAAGAGCUGAUGGGGAGAGAAAACAAAGGGGGGAGAGAAGGAGGUCAAAGCCAAACCCGAGGUUGAGUAACCCGUCCAAGCAUUUGCGCGGGGAGCAGGUGGCGGCUGGGUGGCCGGCUUGGUUGUCAGAUGCCUGUGGAGAGGCACUCAAUGGGUGGAUUCCUCGGCGGGCUGAUAGCUUUGAGAAGAUUGAUAAGAUUGGACAAGGGACAUACAGCAACGUGUAUAAAGCUAAAGAUAUUUUAUCGGGUAAAAUUGUUGCCCUAAAGAAGGUUCGGUUUGAUAAUCUCGAACCUGAGAGUGUGAAAUUUAUGGCUAGGGAGAUUCUUAUAUUGCGGAGACUAGAUCAUCCAAAUGUUGUAAAAUUAGAAGGUUUGGUCACUUCAAGGAUGUCUUGUAGUUUGUACCUGGUAUUUCAGUAUAUGGAUCAUGAUCUGGCUGGACUUGCUGCGAGCCCAGUUGUCAAGUUUACAGAACCACAGGUAAAAUGUUACAUGCAUCAGCUACUUUCUGGACUUGAGCACUGUCACAACCGGGGUGUACUUCACCGUGACAUUAAGGGAUCAAAUCUACUUAUUGAUAGUGGAGGAGUGCUUAAGAUUGCUGAUUUUGGAUUGGCAACAUUUUUUGAUCCAAAUCGCAAGCACCCUAUGACUAGUAGGGUGGUUACCCUGUGGUACAGAGCUCCUGAGCUUCUUCUUGGGGCUACUGAUUAUGGUGUAGGUGUGGACCUGUGGAGUGCAGGAUGCAUUUUAGCUGAGCUUUUGGCUGGGAAGCCCAUUAUGCCUGGUCGUACAGAGGUGGAGCAGUUACAUAAAAUAUACAAGUUAUGUGGUUCACCAUCAGAUGAAUACUGGAAAAAAUCAAAGUUGCCUAACGCAACCCUAUUCAAGCCCAGAGAACCUUACAAGAGAUGCAUAAGAGAGACAUUUAAAGAUUUCCCACCAUCGUCACUGCCCCUUAUCGAUACUCUUCUAGCAAUUGACCCAGCCGAGCGUCAAACAGCCACUGCCGCGUUAAGAAGUGAGUUCUUUACAACAGAACCUUAUGCUUGUGAACCUUCUAGUCUUCCAAAAUAUCCUCCAAGUAAAGAGAUGGAUGCUAAACGGAGAGAUGACGAAGCUCGGAGGUGAAUGUCUUUUACCUACUACUUUCUACUGACUUUAGAAGAGUUGUUUUUUCUUUUUCAGCCACUAAAAUAAGAAUUUGUGCUAGGUAUUAAAAUUAAACAUUUGCCAAAUCCCUUCAUAUAGGAAUUUUAUUCCAUGAUCAAGAGCAUAAAUGCAUGUAUGCAUUCAUAUAUUUUGCCACGGCCAACUUCUCUCCCUCUCUCAUUCAUUUAAAUGUUUAGCAGAAGGUGUUGCUGUUGUAUCAGGUGCAUGUGUGUGCAUGCAUUGUAGUCAGGACAAGGAGGGAAAAUAAAUAGGAGAAAAGAGA
Rubroshorea leprosula is the source of this 1771-nucleotide messenger RNA. The record is from the annotation of a GenBank genome assembly. Lineage: Eukaryota; Viridiplantae; Streptophyta; Magnoliopsida; Malvales; Dipterocarpaceae.